This is a messenger RNA of Insectozyma verbasci, 1569 nucleotides long. The record is from the annotation of a GenBank genome assembly. NCBI's taxonomy places the organism in Eukaryota, Fungi, Ascomycota, Pichiomycetes, Serinales, Debaryomycetaceae.
AUGGAACUACACAAAGUCACAACUGCCAAGACAGAAGCAGAAAGUUUGACAAAAGAUAAUUAUGAAAUAAAUGAACAGGAGAUUAAUGAUAAUGAUACUUUUAAUUCAGUUCCAUUUAUCGAUUUAACUCGACCGGUUCAAGAAGAAAGUAAAUGGUUUAAGUUUAAGAAAUUCAUAUAUGAUGGAGUUGGUAAAAACAAGAAAGAACAAAAAUAUUUAGCUAAAUUGGAUGCGUUUUUAUUAACAUCUUCAUGUUUGGGAUAUUUCAUAAAGAAUUUAAAUCAAUCAAAUGUUACGACUGCUUAUGUUAAUGGCAUGGAUGAAUAUUAUAAUAUGACUCAAAAACAGUAUAAUAUAGUAGUUACAAUGUUUACUGUUGGAUAUAUUCUUGGACAAGUACCUAGUAAUUUAAUAAUUACCAGAGUAUCCCCUCGUUAUUAUCUUGGUGGUUUAGAAUUAAUAUGGUGUUUUCUUACAGUUAUAAUGGUUGCAGUUCCAGCUGAUAAUAUUGGUGGUUUAUAUGCUAUUAGAUUUCUUAUCGGUUUUACUGAGUCUGGUUAUUUUCCUGCAAUGGAAUAUUUAUUAGGAUCAAAUUAUAAUAGACAUGAAUUAUCAAAACGAUCAUCAUUCUUUGCUGUAUCUGGUAAUUUAGCUGGUAUAAUUUCAGGUCCAUUACAACAAGCAAUUAUUAAACAUUUUGCACCUACUCAUAGACAAUUGCCUAGUUUUAAAUGGUUGUUUGUUUUUGAUGCCGUUAUAAGUUUCCCAAUUGCAUUAUAUACAAUGUUGGUAGAUCCAAAUACACCAGCAACUACCGAUGCGUUUUAUUUUACGGAUGAAGAUAAAUUAGUAGGAUUAGAAAGAAGAAGAUUGAUCGGUGCACCAACUAAAAAACAUAAGAAAUUUUCUUUCAAAAGGGUUUUAUCAUAUACUAAAAAUUGGAAAUUUUGGAUCUUUCCAUGGUUAUUUUUAUGUUAUAAUAAUUCAUGUUACCCAAAUUCACAACCAACAUUUCAAAAUUUUUUGAAAAUUUCAUUAGGUAAACCAAGUUCAGUUUAUAAUAUUUACCCAACUUAUGUUGCCGUUACUGGAAUUGUAUUGUGUAUUAUAUUUGCAUAUAUUAAUGACUUCCUAGGUGGUAAAAAGAACGUUUGGUUUAUAAGUUUAUUUUUUGUUUUGGUCAUGAUUGGUUGUUCAAUGUUAUCAGCUUGGGAUAUUGCUAUUGGUGGUAAAUAUUUAGCUUAUUUCUUAGUUGGAGCUCCUACAAGUUGGGGACAACCAAUGAUUUUUUCAUAUUUGAAUAGGUUAUUAGUUAAUGAGGAUGAUGAGAAGAGAUCAUUCAUUGUUGUUUGCACAAAUACAUUAGCUUAUGUUACUGGUGCAAUUACUGUUAAUUUUGUUUGGACUGGUCCACCGACUUACUUCAUUGGUUUUACUUAUACUGCUUGUUUAUGUGCAUUGGGAUUGGUAUUAACCGGAGUAGUUUAUUAUUUAGAUCAAAGGGAUGAAAAAGCAAAGAAACUGAAGUUGUUACUUAGAGAAAGUUCUAGUGAUGUAAAUAGUUUUUGA